AGGAGUGUCUUGGAACCCUGCCUCCAUCUGCUGCAUCUCUCCUUGGGUCAUCCAAGCAGUGUGAAGCUCCUCGGCUACAUCUCAGUUCUUGGCGAUGCCCCUGUGAGGUCACAGGAGCGGCUUGGAGCCCUGCCUCCAUCUCAUGCUCUUCUCUGCGGGUCAGCCAAGCAGUGUGCAGCUCCUCCUCUGUGUCCCGUUCCUGGCCACGGCACGAUGAGGUCACAGUAGCAGCUUGAAGGCCCACGUCCUUCUGGCGCUCCUCUGCAUGGGUCAGCCAAGCAGCGUGAAGGUCCUCGGCUGCAUCCAGGUUCCUGGCCACACCAUGGUGAGGUCACAGGAGCGACUUGGAGCCCCCCAUUAAUCCAUCGGGUGCCCCUCUCCCCGGGUCAGCCAAUCAGAAUGAAGCUCCUAGGCUGCGUCCCAAUACCAGGCCACUCAUUGGUGAGGUCAAAGUAGCGGCUUGGAUCCCCACCUCAACUAAGUAAGCCCUUCUCUCCGCGGGUCAGGCAAGCACCGUGAAGCUCCUUGGUUGCGUCCUAUUUCCUGGACAUGCAACAUUGAGGUCACAGGAGCGGCUUGGAGUCCUGCCUCCAUUCAGCGCUCCACUCUUCGGGUCAGCCAUGCAAUGUGAACUCCUUGUCUGUGACCCUAUUCCUGGCCACGCCACGGUGAGGUCACAGGAGCAGCCUGGAGCCCCGCCUCCAUUGGGCACUCUUCUCUGCGGGUCAACCAAGCAGCAUGAAGCUCCUGGACUGCAUCCCGGAUCCUGGCCAUGCCAUGGUCAGCCAAACAGUGUGAAGCUCCUCGACUGCAUCCAGGUUCCUGGCCACGCCCUGGUGAGGUCACAGGAGAGGCUUAGACCCCCACCUCCAUCUGGCACUCCUCUCUUCCGGUCAGCCAAGCGGCAUGAAGCUCCUCAGCUGCGUCCUGGUUACUGGCCACACCAUGAUGUUGUCACAGGAGCGGCUUGGAGCCCCGCCUCCAUCCCCCGCUCCUCUCCAUGGUCAGCCAAGCAGCGUGAAGCUCCUUGGCUGCAUCCCGGUGCCUGGCCACACCACGGUGAGGUCCCAGGAGCAGCUUGGAGACCUGCGUUAAUCCAUCCAGUGCUCCUCUCCACAGACAGGGGACAGAUUCGAGCUGUAGGAGUUGUAAGAAGAGAGACAGAUCUUCACUCAAGGUUGCAGCAGGAGAUGUCUUGCCUGUCUAGGUGGCAGUUUGACACCCAGUUCUACAUGCACCAUCUUUCCUGGAGAAUAUGCCAAAUAACUAACUGAUAAUAAAGACUAAGCACCA
Molecule: messenger RNA, 1293 nt
Organism: Heterocephalus glaber (naked mole-rat)
Lineage: Eukaryota; Metazoa; Chordata; Mammalia; Rodentia; Bathyergidae
Source: RefSeq, a predicted model, not a curated record